Messenger RNA from Haemonchus placei, 264 nucleotides. Lineage: Eukaryota; Metazoa; Nematoda; Chromadorea; Rhabditida; Trichostrongylidae. The record is from the annotation of a GenBank genome assembly.
AUGAAUCUUAGAGAGUUUUUGUCUAACGAUGACGUAUUCAAUAACAUCAAUGAUAGAAAAGACCUCUCAGAGGCAGCCUGUCCGAAGGUGUUCGGAAUACCUUGCAACUCCAUCAGUGACGAGAUAAUAUUAAAGGGUACAAUGACCGUAACCAAGAUCAUCACGAAACGAACAGUGUCAAAACAGUUGACAUCAGUAUUCGAUCAACUCGGACUAGCGGUCCCUGUACUACUACCAGCCAAAAUGUUUUGCAAAUUCUAUUGA